GAAAGUUGGUAAUUUGGCCUGCUCCACCACAGCGAGCAUAUCCAGUUAUUGAUCCGAGUGCAUAGCCGUCUUCGAUUAAUAUUGUGAUCCGAGAAUUCUCAGAGGGGUUGCCAGCAAAUCCAGGCAAAUCCCCUUCCCAGAAAAGGUGAUCGAAGCGACAUAUUUUAUUGAUCAACUAGUUUGGUGAGUAGUAGUUAACGACAAGCGUGUCAGAUUCCUUGAUUACACGUUCAUAGGUAUUCAGCUCAGAGAAGGAAGUAGACGCAGCUGCUAACCACGGGAGCCAGCAUGUCUAAAGAUUCUUUACACUCCUCUGAUGAGGAGACAAUCUUCGGUGACGUAGACAGGCCCGGUGCAAAACCUCAUCUCAAAUCUCGCAUUCUUCACCUGUGGCCUUGGUUAAGCAUUGGUUCGCUUAUAAUCACAUCCGUGUCCUCCUUCACGCUGUGGAUGAGCACGCCUUCUGCUCAUCUUGCUAUAUACUCUCCAGCAAGUGUUGCUGUUGAGCCUGUUAUUACAAGGUUCAAUGGGACCAUCAUUUUUCCUUCUAUCUAUCGUAUUCACAGUGGACCUCUUGACGCUCCCGACUAUCAUGGCCCUCCUUCCCCAGAACUCGAUGCUGCUUGGGACAGGAUUUCUGACGAUGUGCCACCAAUCCAGGUUACGAUUGAUGACCUACGUAAAGCUGGAGAAGUAGAUUUACCAGCGAAGGUUAAGUAUCCACAAAGUAGCGGUGGAGGUUUCAUGGCAUCGUUGGAAGUCAAUCAUCAAAUGCGUUGUCUGAACUUCCUUCGCAAAUCCUCUUGGCCCGACCAUUACAAGUUGGAUCCCUGGUUGCAGCGGGACCCCUCGGUAGUUCGAAUGCAUCUUGCAUCCACGUUAGAUGACUGCAUCGAACUGAUCAGGCAGUCUAUCAUGUGCCAUGCCGAGGUUGCGAUGAUCACGUGGGACUGGGUGAAGGACCACAAACAAGCCUACCCCAACUUCAACACCCGCCAUGCAUGUAGGAAAUUUGAGAAUGUCAUGGACUGGGCUAUGCAACAUGCUGAUCGAUCCGAGGUUACUCGGAUGGAGGAUACGAUUGACCUCCCUUUCCCUCAUCAGUACAAAGUGGCCCACCGAGGACUGAAUAUUCCCAGUGAAAACUGGUCAGUGUGGGAACGUGUGAGAGCGUGCCACAUCGUGCACCGCCAGCUGAAACCACCCUUGCACGAUCUCGACAAGAAAUCCGGACGAAUACACGAUGCAGAAGGAGUCCAUAUCCGAAAACUGUUGGGAUCCGACGAAUCCGAAGGAGACAAGGCCGAAAGGAUGAGAGCCGAGAGGGAGAGGCAGCAACCGGCCGAAGCAUAG
This is a messenger RNA of Suillus plorans, 1353 nucleotides long. RefSeq lists its product as uncharacterized. Gene Ontology annotation, biological process: mycotoxin biosynthetic process. The transcript is spliced from 7 exons. NCBI's taxonomy places the organism in Eukaryota, Fungi, Basidiomycota, Agaricomycetes, Boletales, Suillaceae. Bases 289 to 1353 code for a protein of 354 amino acids. The record is from RefSeq and is a predicted model, not a curated record.